GUAACCCAUAAAGCAUUAGCAGCCAGGGCUCACACACACACUGCACAGAACCCUCAGCAGCACAUUCCUUCCUUUCCACUUACUCGCCCAGCAGACAUGCCUACUGAUUUCAAUGGGUACUGGAAAAUGUUAAGCAAUGAGAAUUUCGAAGAAUACAUGAAGGCUCUGGACGUUAAUGUUGCAAUAAGAAAAAUCGCCAACCUGCUGAAGCCAGACAAGGAAAUUAUUCAGAAUGGAGAUCACAUGAUCAUCAAAACACUAAGCACUUUCAGAAAUUAUAUCAUGGAGUUCGAUGUGGGAAAGGAGUUCGAGGAGGAUUUGACUGGAGUGGAUGAUCGCAAAUGCAUGACCACAGUUAACUGGACAAACGAUCAACUGGUGUGUGAGCAGAAGGGUGAGAAGGUGGGACGAGGCUGGACACAGUGGGUGCAAGGAGAUGAACUGCACUUGGAAAUGCGAGUAGGAGAUGUUGUCUGUAAACAGGUUUUUAAGAAGGUACAACAGUGAUGCUGACUGCACACAAUGAACCAACCCCCCUGGUAGAAGAUUAAAUAAACCCGAGUCCCCCACCCAACUUGUUCUGCUGCAUUGAUGUUUUAGAGUUGAGUUUCUGUGUUGUAUAAUGUGUCUUUAGGUCCAUUAAUAAAAACACUAGUCUGA
Molecule: messenger RNA, 660 nt
Organism: Xenopus laevis (African clawed frog)
Lineage: Eukaryota; Metazoa; Chordata; Amphibia; Anura; Pipidae
Gene: rbp1.S
Product: retinol binding protein 1 S homeolog
Exons: 4
Coding region: 97-507 (136 amino acids)
Biological process (GO): vitamin A metabolic process; retinoic acid biosynthetic process
Cellular component (GO): cytosol
Molecular function (GO): lipid binding
Source: RefSeq, a predicted model, not a curated record